GAUGCCACAGUGUCAAAGAUUGUUCCAGGAAGUACAGUCCACAGUGGGGGGACCAAGGUAAAAGUGUACGGUACAAACCUUGACACUGUACAGCAUCCAAAAAUUGGUGUUCAACUACCAACUGGAGAAAUGACUGAAGAGGAAUGUGUUGUAAAUGAGGCUGACGAAGGUAAAGAAAUGACGUGUACUAUGCCAAAUAUACUGCCGUUGAUGACGUCAAUGGAUCAGAGCACACUUACACAUGUUUUUGUAUACUUUUCUAUGGAUGGUAUAGAGAAACUUCGAAAACCUACCCACAGGUUUAUCUACAACCCAAACCCUGUUGUGACUAAAUUUGAUGGCGAGGAAUUCUUGAGGGUUUUCGAUAUUGAAGAAGAUGAUUUAGAAAUAAAGGGAGAAGGUCUGACAAGAGGUCUAAGUCAGCAUGACUACGUAAUUUACAUUGGAAGAAAUCGAUGUAAUGUGUCUGCCCUCACAGACAGGGUCAUCAAGUGCAUACCAAAUAAACCGAAAAGAGUCGUUGCAAAUGAACCUCAACAAGCUGUCGAGAUUCGGAUUGGAAAAAAUCUAGUGUAUGAUGUUGGAUUCCUGAAAUAUACAAUGAAAGAAGAGGUUUCGGAAGGUUCGUUAAGUGUUGGCAUCUUAGCACUUAUUGUCAUCCUAGUACUCAUCAUCUUGGCAAUCAUUGCAUUACUGAUCGUAAUGAAGAUGCGGAGAAUGGGGCCUUUUAGAGAUAAGAAUGAAGAGAGAUUUAGAUAUGUACAUGGUCAGGGUAUGGUGGAUGCUGAAGGUCAGAGGUUAAUGGAUCAGAAUAGACAGAAUGCAUAUGCCGAGCAAGGUAAUGAAGGACAAACUAGCCCAUACAGCACUGGCAUUGACGAGGAAACAAAAUUGUUACUGAUGGACCAGAAGCUUCUUAUUGAUCGUCAGUUCUUACAGAUGGGGGAACUUCUUGGAGCAGGUCAUUUUGGAAGUGUGUUUAAGGGAUGGCUCACUUUUCCAGAUGUUAAAGGAGAUGAAGAGGUUGCAGUGAAAACUUUACAUAGUGAGUCAGAUUAUUCCAUUACCCAUUAAACUUGCUGGAACCUA
This is a messenger RNA of Ruditapes philippinarum (Manila clam), 1089 nucleotides long. RefSeq lists its product as uncharacterized. Lineage: Eukaryota; Metazoa; Mollusca; Bivalvia; Venerida; Veneridae. Gene Ontology annotation, cellular component: signaling receptor complex. Bases 130 to 1074 code for a protein of 314 amino acids. Gene Ontology annotation, molecular function: transmembrane receptor protein tyrosine kinase activity; ATP binding. The transcript is spliced from 6 exons. The record is from RefSeq and is a predicted model, not a curated record. Gene Ontology annotation, biological process: multicellular organism development; positive regulation of kinase activity; cell surface receptor protein tyrosine kinase signaling pathway.